CGCGGCCAUGGAGAACACAGGGCAGGUCUACGAAGAUACCACCGUCCCCACCGAACAGAGCAAGGGGCCCUGCUGGGGUCACCUCACCACCAGCCACUUGGGCAGGUGGCGACUAUGCCUCAAGAUUUCGCAACUGGUGUUAUCCUUCAUAGCCUUUGUCCUUGAAGAAAUUGUGACGAACUGCAGCUCCUGUGCUGGACUUUACAUCUUUGAGUUUGUCAGCUGCAGUGCCUUUCUUUUAAGCAUAUCAAUCCUGGUUGUGUACUGUUCUUCUUUAUAUGAAAAGACUGGAAAAGAGAAAGUAGCAUGUUUGGAUUUCAUUGUUGUUUUAUUAGUAGGAUCAAUCUUUCUACUAGCUUCAAUUACAUUUUCUGGAACCAGUGACAAGACACCAAUUGAAAAUGCUGCAAUUGCAUUUGGAUUCUUUGCAAGUAUAGCAUUUCUUGUGGAUGGUGUCCAAAUGAUUAAGAAGCGGUGGGUCAGAAAUGAGAGACAGCUAGAAAGUACAACCAACCCAUCAAAUCCACCAGAGAAUCAGCCAUUAAAUAAUCAGCAGGCCUGAGUUGUAAACCACAAUAGCUUUUUACUACAUGCUGGUCAUAGUUGAAGAGAUUCUGUCUUUUAAGGUGUUUCUAGAUUAUUAUAUUUUAUUUCAGUUUUGUACUUGCUUAAUCUCUGCACAAUUCUUGUUCACAUAAGGUAUGAUUUCUGAAUGUGACCUUACCCCUCAUUCCCUGUUUUAAAAUAGCAUUGGAUUCACAGGAUUGCACUCCUUUUGCUUUUCAUACAUACAAUGUACCAAUAAUAAAUGUAAAGUAGUCUGUUGAAGAUAGAAAUUUUGGCUGGGCAUUGUUAAAUCCUCAAGUGUUGCUUCUCUCAGAAUGAAUGUAGAGAGUAAUGCAUAGCAGAAAAAGUGGUUUGGCAUAGUAAUUCAAAUUCAGAUUUUUAUUUUUUAGUAAAUCUAGCCGUGCAUGCCUGUGGAUGUUUCCACAUUCUUUUCCCAGUGAAGAUUUUGUUACUCCUUCUUAAGUCAUCUUAGAAUUUAAAUAAAUUCAUGGGGUUUUAUUGUCAAUAUUUUGAAUAGUAAGGUUUUAUAAUACAGAUGGAACCUGCGUCAAAACAUUGCAGGGUGCAUCCUGUUCAGCAUUCCAGAAACACUAUUCCAUUCCACCUUAGCAUCCCAGUUAGCAUCCCAUGUCUUCUGACAUGCUGUAUUGUUGCUGUGGGCUCUUGUCAGGGAAAGGAUACUUUUAAAAAAAAAAAUUGUACUGUACAUUUGCAAAUCUUGUGGCUCCCCCCAAUUCAGUAGGAUGUGGGUGGGUUAGGCAUUUUCAUCUACAUUAACCACCCAAAUUUGAAGCGGUGAGGUCGGUAAUCGUACAUUAAAAUAGCAAGCUAGAUACUCUUGUGAGCCUGUGUAUUUAGAGGGUAGAAGUAGAAUAUUUUAGGAUUCUGAAACAGCCAUUGAAAGAUUUCAGAUGUAAGAAAAAUCAGCCUGUUAGGAAAAAAAAGAUUGAGAGAGAGAAAAAAAUAACUACAGAAAGAAUUUAAAUCUUUCAAGAUUGCAUAAAACUAUAAAAGAAAUUCCUAUUGGUAUAUAAAAAUACCAGUUGAUUUUAUAAAAAAGGAAAUUUUUAUUUCUUCUGUCAGUUUUUCAUUAUCUUUCUUUUAUGUAGUUGUUUAUGUAUACAUUCUGUUUCUUUGGGUGAAUGAAAUCAUGACUGCAGAAUUUUGUCACGGAGCGUCUGGUCAGCACUUCUUGUGAGUGGUCCUGGGAGCAAUAAGUGGCCAUGUUUCUCAGAACAGCAACCUAGAUGGUGGUAAGAAUGCUGUUUCUGGGCCAAAAGAAACAUGAUUAAACUUGGUCAUUGAUGCUCAGAACCAGAUUAUAGCUUUAUGUGGUGUUGCAGAAAAAUAGUAUAGAUAGCAAUAGUCUGCAGUAAAAUAUUCUUCAAUGUUGUUAUUUGUAAGUGGAAAAAUCAGCUUGCAUGUAGUGUUUAUUUAGGCGAAGCAAAAUAGCUGUUACCUGAUUUCCAUGACAACCAUUGAAACAGCAUCAAAGCUGGAGAAGUGGAACAGUUUCUGUCCAAACCUGUUCUAAAAUGCAAUCAAUAAAUUGUGAUAUAUUUUGGGAAUUUUGGAUAGAAAAGGGCAGGAUUUUCACAGAUUAUUUAACUUAUAUAGUUGGGUAUUAAUGCAUUGACAUUGUUUUUAGGUAAACCAUUUCAAGGAAACAGAUUCAACUUUUAUUUGCCAAAUGUCUCCCAGGUGUGAUUUUCUAAAUUUUUUUCUGAGGUUUGUGUUGCCAGAGUUAUCUUAGAGGCUGAACUGCAAGAAUGUGGUUACCCAAGUAUAUUUUCAGGUAUGUUAGCUUUCAAAUGCAUAUGUCUGUUCAUUACAGGUCUACAAAUAAAUUGGGAAUGCUGGUAGGAAAUUCCUUCUGUUGAGCAUGUAGUGGGAAGCAGCUGCAACGCUGUUCUGCAGUAUGAGGUUCAAAGUACAGGUAGUCCUCAGUUAGCGACCACAAUUCGGACCGGUGACUUGGUCGUUAAGUGAAGCGAUCGCUAAGUGAAACCAUGACUGUGCUUACGAUCUUACUUCAGCUUUUCUUUACAGAUCUGCAAAGGUAGUAAAUGCGAGGUUUGUUCGUGAAGUUACUUUUUCAUGACAUUGUAACUGAAUGGUCCCUAAAUGAGGCAGUCACUAAAGAAGGAGUAGCUGUAAAUGUUAUUCUGAUGUCAAGAUAAACUUCGGUUAAAAUCUAAAAUAUAAUACUAGGAGUAGGCCAAAUUCAUAGCCAUAGUUUUUACAUUUGGUUGAGUGAUGUCACCCAAUAUUUCAGUAUAGAGUGUCUUGUUUGUUAAUUUCUCAGAUGAGGAAAUGUACAAUGCUAUUUGCUUAUCUAUUUAAAUUUGUAAAUAUGCAUGGAGAGUAAGGACAACUUCUGAGUGACUCUCAAGGAAGCUACAGGAAAGCGAGAGUAAGUUGGCCAUUUUUCCUUUCAAGUGUCUUAGCAUUUUCACAUACUGUGUAGAUAGGUGAAUUUGUAAAAU
This is a messenger RNA of Candoia aspera, 3053 nucleotides long. RefSeq names its product CKLF like MARVEL transmembrane domain containing 6 (gene CMTM6). Gene Ontology annotation, cellular component: membrane. The record is from RefSeq and is a predicted model, not a curated record. The transcript is spliced from 4 exons. NCBI's taxonomy places the organism in Eukaryota, Metazoa, Chordata, Lepidosauria, Squamata, Candoiidae. The coding region runs from base 8 to 562 and encodes 184 amino acids.